GGCCAAGAUGGCGUCGGGCGUGGGGGAGCCGGGAGCCUUCUGCCCCCACCACGCCCAGCGGCCCGUCUGUGACACUCGACCCAAGUAUCGCGAGGGGCGAAGGCCGCGCGCCGUCAAGGUGUACACGAUCAACCUGGAGUCCCGCUACUUGCUCGUCCAGGGCGUCCCUGCCUUGGGGGUCAUGAAGGAGCUGGUCGAGCACUUCGCGCUGUAUGGGGCCAUUGAGCAGUACAACGCCCUCGAUGAGUAUCCGGCGGAAGAAUUCACUGAAGUUUACCUCAUCAAGUUUCAGAAGUUACAGAGUGCUAGGGUAGCCAAGAGAAAGCUGGAUGAACGGAGUUUCUUCGGCGGCCUGCUUCACGUGUGCUACGCUCCCGAAUUUGAGACCGUCCAAGAGACCCGAGAGAAACUGCAAGACAGGCAGCGAUACAUCGCCAGGGCGACAGGAAACCGAGCCAACAGUCUGUUUGGGGCAAAGAAGAAAGCGGAGGGCGAGCCCCCAGCCCCAGGAAGUCUCCUCCUCGGUCACCGCCCGGGGCCCUGGCCGGCUGCCCCUGGCUCCCUUGGUGGACCCCACCCUGGGAGGUUCCCUCGUCCCCUCCGGCCUCCUCCCCAUCACCACCCCCCACCCUCCCCAGCCAUAUCCGGGGAGAGCUGGCAAAGGCCCUGCCCUGAUCCCGGGCAGAGGGGACCCCCGGGGAAAGCACCCGACUCCUGGGGACGGCGGCAGCAGGCCGAUCCUCCCGACAACGGGAUCGACAGGUUCCUGCCCCGGACCACCCAGCUGCAGGAACGGCGGAGACGGAGAGAGGAAGACCGGGAUGGCGACCUUGCUGCCGAGCCCCCGGACCCAGGCAGGAACGAGCGGCUCAUCGGGCCUCUGCUCCCCACUCUCCCCGCUCUGGACCUGGGCGAUGCCUCGCUCAAUACCUCGGCCGGCCUCAUCCAGAAGAAACUCAGGGAGGUGGCCGCCCUCCCUCGGCCAGAGCCUUCCGAGAGCCGGGGAGACGAGGUCCCAGACCACCCCCCGAAACAGAGGAGAAGGAUCUAGGCCCGACCGCCAGCCUCCUGCCACCUUCACUGGGCCAAACGGCUGGACAGAAGGACGGACCCCUGGACCGCUGUCGUUCCCCUGGCCCAGAGAGAGCGGGGAUCGAUUGUGCAGUCUGACUGCGCACAGACACACUUCAUGCCGCACACUCCCCUCCCGCUGCCCAGUUUGGAUUGUGAGAAAUUCAAGACUGCGGGAGGAAAGGAGAGGGGCAGGGCCUGCCUUCUUUCCCUUUGUUGGGCAGAGUUCGCUCUGGGCCAUGGGCAGGGUGGGAGGGUGUGAACCCGCUGGAGGAGCCGGUAAAAAUCUGCCCCGGCAUAAGGAGGAUCACAAAAGGAUGUUUAAUGAUCAAAACUCUUCCGCCCUCACUAGAAGUCAGGCGUUUCUGCGAAUGCCUCAGUCUCAAACACCAAGCGGCUCUGGAAAAUGAGAGACAGACAGAUAGAGCCAGUGUUAGAAACCCACAGUUUCCAUGAACCUUUGGAAAAAUACAAGAUUUUGGUACGUGC
Messenger RNA from Ornithorhynchus anatinus (platypus), 1560 nucleotides. RefSeq names its product RNA binding motif protein 48 (gene RBM48). The transcript has 5 exons. The record is from RefSeq and is a predicted model, not a curated record. Bases 8 to 1051 code for a protein of 347 amino acids. NCBI's taxonomy places the organism in Eukaryota, Metazoa, Chordata, Mammalia, Monotremata, Ornithorhynchidae. Gene Ontology annotation, molecular function: nucleic acid binding. Gene Ontology annotation, cellular component: nucleoplasm.